GUCCUCGCCGCCGGCUUCGCUGAGACUCGCGCGCGUGGGCUGCGCGCGGCGGGCCGCAGUGCCGCGGCGGCAUGAAGGGCGCCCUGGGGAGUCCUGUGGCUGCGGCCGCCGCCGGCGCCGCGAUGCAAGAGAGCUUCGGCUGCGUAGUAGCCAACCGCUUCCAUCAGCUGCUGGACGACGAGUCGGACCCGUUCGACAUCCUGCGCGAGGCCGAGCGCCGGCGCCAGCAGCAGCUGCAGCGCAGGAAGCGCGACGAGGCGGCGGCGGCGGCCGCCGGUGGCCGCGGGGGAAAGAGCCCGGCUGGGGCCUCGGGUCACAGGCCCGGCGCGGGCGGUCGCAGGGAGUCGCAGAAGGAGCGCAAGAGCCUCGCUGGAGCGCCGCCGGACAGUCCCGGAGGUGGCCCGCAGCAGCCCGGCCAGAAGCGAGCUCCGAGGAGAGGGGAGCAGCAAGGAUGGAACGACAGCCGGGGGACAGAGGUGACGCUUGAUAGAGCAGAGCGGAGGCCCUACAGAGAAUAUCGACCCUAUGAGACCGAGAGGCAGGCGGACUUCACAGCCGAGAAGUUUACAGAUGAAAAACCAGUUGACAGGUUUGACCGAGACAGACCUCCGAGAGGACGUGGCGGCCCAAGAGGGGGCAUGCGGAGCAGGGGCAGAGGUGGUUCUGGGAACCGAGCUGUCGACACCCUUGACCAGAGAGGGAAACGGGAUUUUGAAAGAUAUGCUGGGAGUGACAAAACGGCUCUCAGAACUGAAGACAGCACAGGUGGGUGUGGAGUUCGCACCUGGGGAUCCGGUAGAGACACCAGUGACGCGGAGCUGGCUGCCCCGAUGGAGGAGACAGCGGCGAUGCAGGAGUCCCAGGGCCUCCCAGAAGAGGAGUCUCCAGCCAAAGUUCCUGAGUUGGAGGUGGAGGAAGAAACUCAAGUUCAGGAGAUGACCUUAGACGAGUGGAAAAACCUGCAGGAGCAGACCAGGCCGAAGCCCGAGUUCAACAUUCGGAAGCCAGAAUCGUCGGUUCCUUCCAAGGCCGUGGUCAUCCACAAGUCACGGUACCGAGAUGACAUGGUGAAGGCCGACGAGGACGAGGCCCACGUGUUCCGGAAAGCCGCCAAUGACAUCACGUCCCAGCUGGAGAUCAACUUUGGGAACCUGCCUCGUCCUGGGCGCGGAGCCAGAGGUAGCACCCGGGGAGGCCGGGGAAGGAUCAGAAGGGUGGAGAACUAUGGACCCAGAGCAGAGGUGGUGACCCGAGACGUUGCCCCCAACCCCGACGACCCUGAAGACUUCCCUGCUCUGGCUUGAAGGAGCCGUCCCCUGGCAACCUGGGGCAGCACUGGAGGACCUAUGAAGAGACUUUUGCUGUGGGAAGAGUCAGACUCUAAGAACAAUAGAUGUUGCUUUCCCGUGUCGUGUGACUGGAACUUUUCUGGUCUGGGGUGUGGGCCGAGGAGUCUCCCCGCACUUGAGCGCAAGUCCCCGCUCGAGUUGGGUUAGGCAGGCACUUUCCCAAGGUGAAGAAGGCUUUUUUUUUUUAUUUAAGGACUCCAAGUGAAUUCGGGAAUAAUGUGUAAACCGUGUACAUACUGUGUCCAGCUCCCCAGGGGUGCGGGGAGCAGACAUGCUAUAAACACCACCUGUCGCGUUCCUUAAUGACCCCCGAGUCCCAGGGACACCCAGAACUUGAGCUACGGAAGAGUCCCAGCCUCCGCGUGGACUGUCCACUUGUAAAUGUUCUACUCUCCUCAAACUCCUGAGUUCUGGUUUUCAUUUGACCAGUGACUUAAACAGCUAUUAUGCAGCCAGUGGUCACCAUCUGUGACAAAGAGCAGUAUUGGUUUUUUAAUGGUCAUUUAAACUACCUCGUGGUUUCCGUGUGUCGCACACACACUUAGUGUACCGGUACGUGGACCUUUAGCGUCUGGGCGGUUUUCAGGAUGAACGUUGAGUAUGCCACUUAAGUCCCGUUAUUUAACCCACCAACGAAGUGACUUCCUGGCAAGAGAAGAGCGCAGCCUCCCCUCAUAACCAGUGUCAGAAGCCCACAGCUGCGCGCCCAGCGCCCCCGGGCAGCCCUGAAACACUCCUGACCCCGUGCUGGCCUGUCACUCGGGUGAAGUUCGGAGCCUCUCAGAGGUUCGGCACUCGCUGGAGUCCCACCUGAAUGUGGCCGAGACCCAAGGCCCCAGCGGGGCAGUGGUGACAGUGGCUGGAGUGGGGCGAGCCACUCCACAGAGGGGACGGCGUCCAGCCUUCUGUGCUUGGGAUGAACUGGAGCGCUGGCCCCGGGUCUGGUGGCUCUGAACUGGACCAGGUGUGAAUAAAGGUUGGUGUUGCCUCUGAA
Marmota monax (woodchuck) is the source of this 2343-nucleotide messenger RNA. It is a transcript of the gene Habp4, whose product is annotated as hyaluronan binding protein 4. Gene Ontology annotation, molecular function: RNA binding. NCBI's taxonomy places the organism in Eukaryota, Metazoa, Chordata, Mammalia, Rodentia, Sciuridae. Gene Ontology annotation, biological process: positive regulation of translational initiation; positive regulation of RNA splicing. The transcript is spliced from 8 exons. The record is from RefSeq and is a predicted model, not a curated record. Bases 72 to 1304 code for a protein of 410 amino acids. Gene Ontology annotation, cellular component: cytoplasm; nucleus.